Molecule: messenger RNA, 1302 nt
Organism: Monoraphidium neglectum
Lineage: Eukaryota; Viridiplantae; Chlorophyta; Chlorophyceae; Sphaeropleales; Selenastraceae
Product: Phosphatidylinositol3,4,5-trisphosphate-dependent Rac exchanger 2 protein
Exons: 6
Coding region: 1-1302 (433 amino acids)
Biological process (GO): intracellular signal transduction
Source: RefSeq, a predicted model, not a curated record
AUGAGCACCUUCGCAGCCUCUGUUACCCAGGAGGCUUCGAUUGAGGACCUCUCGGAGCUCGCGACAGUACUUAAAGUGGGACUGGGAGCACGCAUCAAGGACAGGACGCACCGGCUGCGCUCCUACAAGCGCUGCUUUCCCGGCUCCGCCGGCGUGGCGUGGCUGGUUGCCAACGGCCACGCCGCCGACGCCGACGGUGCGGUCGCGCUGGGCAACGCGAUGCUGCAAGCGGGGCUGCUGCAUCACGUGGCUUACGAGCACACAUUCAAGGACAGCGAGCUGCUGUACAAGUUCACCGCCGACGACGAGGCGGGCCCAGUGCGGGAGCUUGCGGGCGGCCACCUCAGCGGUGUCGCCAGCGCCGACGGCAGCGCGACGCCGGUCGUGCCUGGCACCCCCACCGCCGCGCACGCGCACGCGCAGGGCGGGCUUCACACGAUGGCGUCAGAGCCCUUUCGCGGCAGCACCCGCGCCCGCGCCUCCACGGGCGGCGGCAACGCGCAGGCGCAGGCACACCCGCACGCGCACCGCGCGCUGAUCAACGCGCAGAUCCACGGCCUGAACGCGCGGCUGGAGCGCCUCGCCGGCCAGCACGCCGCACUCGCCGCCGCCACGGCGCAGCAGCAGGAGGCGUUGGAUGGGCAGGCCGCCGCGGACGUGCGGGAGGUGCGGGAGGCGGUCGCGCAGCUGGCGGCAGCGCUGGCGCCGACGCAGCGGCAGGUGCUGCAGAUUGCCACGCAGGUGGCGCAGCUGCAGUCCCAGAUGUCCUCCCAGCGCGCCCUCGUCGGCACGCAGCACGCCAUCAUGGCCAUAGCGAUCCUGGCAAUGGGCACUGGCUGGGCCGCACCGGCCCUCUGGGGGCUCGCCGCCGCGGCGGUCGGCGGCCUGGUGGCCGUCCUGCUCGGCUGGGGCGCGGACGACUCCGCCGCCGCCGCCGAGCGCAGCAGCGCCGCGCUCGAGCUGCUCGGCGCGCAGCGGCGCGCGUCGCAGCAGCGCGCCGCCGGCUUGGCGGCAGGCGCGGGCGCGGGGGCCGGCGCGGGUGGUGCGGGCGGCUCUGGCGGCUCGUCGCCGCGGCUGCGGCCCGUGAACGUCCCCGGCGGCAAGAGCGACGGCCGCGGCGCGCUGCGCGUGCUGGCCGCGGCGUCAGAGGGGUCGUCGGCGUCGGACGCGCCGGCGCCCGCGACGGCGGCGGUGGAGGCGCUGCAGUGCGGCCGCGUGAUCCGCGGCAAGUCGAUCGACAGCCUGGUGCGUCUUGCAUGCAACCCUGUAGCUUCCCUUGCAAUCCUGGAAGCCCCAGGCUGA